CAAACGAGUAGCAAGAGGUUGGUCCAUGUAAGCUGGCACACAAGCGAGAGCUUUGUAGUGAGGGUUGUGGGGCAAUGGAGUACUUAGAAAACUAGCAACUUGGAAAUGUAGAUUCUAUUGAGCAGAAUACUGACAUAAGAAUUAUUGAGGAGGUCGAAUGGUAAGGUCCAACGUGAGAAACUUCCAGAGAUUGAGCUGGAACUUGAGGCGAUCACAACCUAGCUUGGAGUGUUUUGGGUACAUAUUGUCUCUGAAAUGGAGCAUCAAGCUCAAAAGCAGGAAGUGGAGGAUCUGGUUCCUGAGAAUGAGAUUGACAUCGAAGAACUGAUAGCUGCUUGGGAUGAGUUUCUGGAUAGCAGCAAAAUGGAUUCUACUCAUGACAAAGAUCACAGUGGACUAGAUGAUUUCCAGGUUCGAAAUGUGCGCCGUCACGUUAAAGACGCCUUGAAUGCACUAAUGGGUCAUCCCACUGAAGGGAACGCAGAUCAUUCAACCCACAGUGGAAGUUUGCCGGCCGAUGAUGAAAUGGCCAGAAGUCCACCCGCUCGAUCGGAGGAGAACGAGCCCUUGGAUUCCUGCCCUGCUGAUGAGCAACACAAAAAUGCCAAUAGAUUUAACGAGGGAGAGGUUUCAGCUGAACAGAGUCUGUACAUUAAGAUCCAGAUACACGAAGAAAUAGACCCAGCAGCUUUCCCGCCAGGAACUGUGGUUGGAUACUUGGACUUGACAUCGAAUGCUGUCAGCAGACGCCCACAUUCUGAGCGUGUUGAGGCACCGUCGGAGGUCCACGCGGCCGACGAUGUCUCUCCACGUACGCCCGGCGAUGAUGAUCUCUGAGAAUUGAGAGCCCGAAUUGUUCCAUGAGAGACUCGGCUUCUGAAUCACCCCUUAAAGCUUGGGAUUGAACGUCUUCAUCGGGCCUCAUGAGUGUUCGAAGGUUGGAGACAUCGGCGCCUACAAAAAGCGAGUUUAAGUCUCUUGAGGUUAGAACCUCUUUGUUAAGUUUUAUGUAGUAGUGAGGAUAUGAAGUUAAGUGUAUUACGUU
Molecule: messenger RNA, 1045 nt
Organism: Marchantia polymorpha subsp. ruderalis
Lineage: Eukaryota; Viridiplantae; Streptophyta; Marchantiopsida; Marchantiales; Marchantiaceae
Source: the annotation of a GenBank genome assembly